Punctularia strigosozonata HHB-11173 SS5 is the source of this 1323-nucleotide messenger RNA. RefSeq lists its product as uncharacterized. The transcript is spliced from 9 exons. NCBI's taxonomy places the organism in Eukaryota, Fungi, Basidiomycota, Agaricomycetes, Corticiales, Punctulariaceae. Gene Ontology annotation, biological process: malate transmembrane transport. Gene Ontology annotation, cellular component: membrane. Gene Ontology annotation, molecular function: malate transmembrane transporter activity. The record is from RefSeq and is a predicted model, not a curated record. Bases 1 to 1323 code for a protein of 440 amino acids.
AUGUCAGCGACAUCGCUCACCUCCACGUUACCUACCACGACCGAACAUGUCGGAAUUUUUGCAAGGCGUGUACAUGGUUGGAGUUGGCAAGCGUUUUCAGUAGGCAUGGGUACAGGAGCUGUCUAUGUAUCGCUCAUCGACAUACAUCUCCCAACUCUAUUGGUCACACAUAUCGCCACAGCCUUUCUCCUUCUCAGCAUUCUUAUCUUCCUCGUGAAUCUGGUCGCUCUAGCCCUACAAGCCGUCUUAUACCCGCCACGGUCCUUGAAACUUAUGACGGAUCCUAAAAAGGCUGUUCUCGUUCCCCUCAGUGUGCUAUCUUUGGAGACAAUCAUCAUCGGCAUAGUCAAGAACGCGGUGCCUGACAGUCAUAUCAGCAUGAACACAGCAUAUGCGCUGUUCUGGACUUAUGUAUUUUCAUCCGUUCUUGCAUGCUUCCCUAUGUUGAUGACAUGGUUUAAUAAUGGCCAUGAUGUGACCGAUUUCACUCCGGGUAAGCUGAUGCUUGUUGGCGUCGUUACUGCCAACGUCCUGGAUGAUAUACCUCCCACAGAGAAUCGUGCAAUAGGCGUUCUCCUCGUAGGAUACUUCUUCCAGGGCCUCGGAACUUUUAUUACUCUGCUGUUUCUUAGCAUCUACUUCGUCAGACUCGUUUCAACGGGUUUCAUGAAAGGACCAGACGCGAACGCCGCAUUCGUAGCCGUCGGUCCUCCAGGAUUCACAGCGCUUGCUCUCCUCGGUAUGGGGAUUCACGCACGAGACAUUCUUCCAGCACACCACUUGAUCUGUACCGAGGCCGGAGAUGUGUUCUACGCUGUGUCUGCGCUCGCCUCUUUGAUGCUGUUCGGAUUGGCCGUGUUCUUGUUCCUGUUCGGCGCAUUACCUUGGUGGUCAAAAUUGCGCACCUCGCCAAAUUCUGCAACACGCGAGAAUUCCAAGAGUCGUUCGCGGCUGCAGGGAGUACUCGGCUGUUGGUCUUUGACCUUUCCCAAUGUUGGAUGGAUUGCUACGGUUCGCGUCCUCGGUGACACGUUCUCCAUACCCGGGUUCUACACCCUCCACCUUAUACUCGUCGUCGCGAUGUGCCUCGUGUGGCUAACACUCUUCGUCCUCACUAUGACAGCCUUCUGGAAAGGCGAUAUUUUGCUCUCGGAAGAAAGUCUUGUCCUCCGCGACCGCAACCACUUCGCAGGAGAUGCUUGCCCUCAAGGCAACGGCACGGGUUCCGAUGGUGCAGAGAUGGAUAACAUCGCACAUCCAAACUUGAUGCAUGUGCCCACGCUCCAGGGCGACCUCGAGCAAGGUCCGAGUCCGAACGAUUGA